Messenger RNA from Monodelphis domestica (gray short-tailed opossum), 3183 nucleotides. It is a transcript of the gene F13B, whose product is annotated as coagulation factor XIII B chain. Gene Ontology annotation, biological process: blood coagulation. The record is from RefSeq and is a predicted model, not a curated record. Lineage: Eukaryota; Metazoa; Chordata; Mammalia; Didelphimorphia; Didelphidae.
AAAUAUAAUGAUGAGCAAUUUAAUUUUUUUAAGCAGAAGUCAUUAAAUGUUUUAAAUGAAAUAUGUAAGCUUUGUUUAAAAAGAGAUGUAUAGACAACUAUUGUAAAUGAUUAACUUUUUUCCAAAGAAAUGCUGAGUGUAUUUGCUAAGGAAAACUUCUUGGUGCUUUCAGCAUAGUUCAUGGCUUUAUUAAACCAUUGAAGAUGAGACUAAAAGGAGUGGCUUUUACCAUGAUACUGCUUUUUUCAGGACAACUCUUUGCAGAAGGUAAAUCCUGUGCUAUGCCUAAUGUUGAACACGGAAGGAUUGCUCAGUAUUACUAUACUUUUAAAAAUCAUUACUUUCCAAUGAACCUAGACAAAAAGCUUUCAUUUUUUUGCUUGGCUGGAUAUACAUCCAAGACUGGGAAACAAGAAGAUAUAACUACAUGCACAUCAGAAGGAUGGUCCCCAAAGCCUGAGUGUUUCAAAAAAUGUAACAAACCAGACUUGAAUAAUGGCUUCUUUUCUGACCAGAAAAUAUUAUACAAAAUUCAAGAAACUCUCCAUUAUAGAUGUGAUUCAGGAUAUAAAACUACUGGAGGAAAAGAUGAAGAAGUGCUACAAUGUCUUGCCAAUGGAUGGUCUUCUGAACCCAACUGUAACAAGGAACUUGAAAUUUGCCUGGCCCCUGAGUUAUAUCAUGGAAACUAUUCCACAAGCCAGAAGAUGUUCAGAGUAAAGGAGAAGCUACAUUAUACAUGUGAUAAUGGAUACUUAACUACUGGAGGAAAGAGAUCUGAAGAGGCAGAAUGUCAUCCAUAUGGAUGGUCUUUCACUCCAAAAUGUACUAGGUUAACCUGUUCUCCUUUAAGAGCAAUAGAAAAUGGAUACUUCAAUCCCACAAAGAAAACUUAUGAAGAAGGGGAUGUAGUCCAGUUUUCCUGUCUUGAAAAUUACUAUUUGAGUGGGUCAGAUUUAAUUCAGUGCUAUAAUUUUGGAUGGUACCCAGAACCUCCAUUGUGUGAAGAAAGAAGAAAUAGAUGUCCUCCUCCACCACUACCUCCAAAUGCCAAAAUUAAAACUCAUCCCAAUACCUUCCGGCAUGGAGAAAUAAUUCACAUAGAGUGUGAGCUUAACUUUGAGCUCGAAGGAUCAGAAGAAAUACACUGUGAACAUGGGAAAUGGACACCACCACCAAACUGUAUUGAAAUAAAGGAGAAAAUAGCAUGUGAGGAGCCUCCUAUGAUUAUGAAUGGCUCAGCAAACUUCCAUUCUAAGAUCUAUUACAAUGGGGAUAAAGUGACAUAUACUUGUGAAAAUGGCUAUCAUAUUAAAGGAUCUGAUGAAAUAAUCUGUAAAAAAGGAAAAUGGACCUCACCUCCAAAAUGCAUGGAAAACAAUGAAAACUGUAAAACACCACCUGAGAUUGAACAUGGCACUAUUGUUGAUGAAUUAUUGCCAAGCUAUGUAACAGGUUCCUCAGUGGAAUAUAGAUGCAAUAUAUAUUACUUACUGAGUGGAUCUCCAAAAACAUUAUGUGUGCAAGGAAAGUGGUCAACUCCACCUAUUUGUUUAGAGCCAUGCACUGUCAAUGUUGGAUAUAUGCAUAACAAUAAUAUAGAAAUGAAGUGGAAUUUUGAAGGAGAGAGAUAUUUUUUGCAUGGUGACAAUAUAGAUUUUAUAUGUAAACAGGGAUAUGAUUUAUCUUCAUCAACCAGACCUUCUGAAUUGAUAGUACAGUGUAAUAGAGGACAACUGAAAUAUCCAACAUGCAUUAGAAAAGAAUCUGAAGGAAAGUGUGGAUCUCCUCCAGUUAUCAGAAAUGGCAAUGCUAUUGGCUCACCACAAAAGAGUUAUGAAAAUGGUUCUUCAGUAGAAUACCAAUGUUUAGAUUAUCAUUUUCUACAAGGAUCUAAGACAGCUCAUUGCUUGCAGGGACAAUGGACUACACCACCAAUGUGUUUAGAACCUUGCACACUAUCUUCAACUGAGAUGGAGAAUAAUAAUUUGCAUUUGAAAUGGAGUUUUGACAACAGACCUUAUUUUUUUCACGGUGAAUACAUUGAGUUUCUCUGUAAAAGGAACAGUUUUCUAGCUGCAUCUUUUACAGAAUUUGAUUUGAGAGUGCAGUGCCACAGAGGGCAACUGAAAUAUCCACAGUGCAUUGAAAGAAGCAGGGUAAUGUAUGAAGGAACCUCAGAGUUUAGAUGAGUAGAGAUCAUGAUGACAUUGUCAUAAGUGAACAUUCCCAGGAUAUUACAAGACUAAACAUUUGAUAUAUGUGAUAUUGGCCAAAGUUUAGUGGCUCAACUUGUCAUCUCAACAAAGUAUAUCAAUAGAUCUUGCUGGUUAACACCAGAACUAAUGAAUUUUUAAAAUAGUUUUGUGAAAUUAAUAUGUAUUCUUAACCAUGUGUGACCACCUGCUGAUGUUACUGCAUCACUGAGAAAAGAAGGCUGAUGAGUAAGUUCUUUUUCUUUUUAAAGGACUCAAUAUUAUGAACAACCAUUAAGGAUAUGAAAGAAAUGGAAUGAAAGAAAGUGGAAAGAAGAGAUGUUUGAAAGCAUCAUAAAAUGCCAUAUGUUGAAGAAGAAGAAAAAUAUUAAAUAAAAAUAAAUUACUGCCUCAACUGUUUACAACUUUCAACCAAAAUUAUACAUGCUGAACAUUUUCUUAUUGUUUAUAAAAUGUUUGUAGAAUCAUACAUUUAGAACUAGAAGAGAACUUAGCCCUUAGUUUAACCCCUCAUUGUGAAGAUGAGACCAAACCAAGUCAUUGGUCCAGAGUUACAUAGAUAGUAAGCAGCAGGCCUGCCAUUUAAUGUGGGUUGUCUGACUCCAAAGAAAGGACAUUUUUCACUAAAGUUCAUCUUAGCUUAGCACAUAACGUUAUGUAGAAAGGGUACUUAAUAAAUAUUUUUUAAAUGAAUGAGUAGAAGUGAAAUGCUAAUUUGGGAGAGGCAGGUUUAGACCUCUGAUUUCAUUGUAUUAGGGAACUAUUUGUGAUAACAUACUUUCUAGCAAUGCAGAUCAACAAUGAUAUUGUAACUUGUAAAUAUGGUGGAGAUGAUAUAAGUGUAGAGAUGUCAAAAACUAGUCCCCAAAUUCAAUGUGGCCUACAACACUCCCCAGCUCUGAGGUAAUCAGAAUAAAAUAUAAAUGGGAAUAUUUAACAAAAUAAAUAAAAUAGCAUGUUAAUAUGA